AUGACAGCUACUACAGUUACAUUAAACUUAGCAUACAGCUUUAGAAUUGAUCCGAAAGCAACUAGAAAAUCACCCAACUACCAGACAUACUAUGAGACCAAUAUUGGGUUGUGGAAAUCCCAUUUGAAUGACUUGACUGGGGAAACGUACAAUGUGAUGGAUAAUUUAUCCAAAUUGAGGUCGAUUUGUGAUGAGAUUAACCUGAUGCAAAGCUUGGUGAAUUAUGUUGAAUUGGUGUCACCACUGAUGAAUAAUCAUCGUAUCAUUGUCCACAUUCAUGGUGAAGAGUCGUUUAUAGCCAAGUCCAGGACUAAAAUCCUUCAUUCUUACAACUAUGUGAGUUCAAAAACAAUAAUUCUUGAUGAAUCUCAAUAUAUGAAGAUCAAUGAACAAUUUAUCCAUCAAAUGAAUGCAUUAUGUCAGAGAUAUCAAGUCGAAGUCAUUAUAAAUAAUGAGAAGUCAUCAUUCAGUAAGAAAGCGUCCGAAACAGCGUAUUCUAUACAUAUAAUUGGACAUCAAGAUAACAUAACAUUUUUCAGCACCUCUUUAAAAGUGCUGAUUGAUCUGUAUUUGAAUAGCUACACCAUAGAUUCGUGUUCGUUACCACUAAGCUUGAUCCCAUUAAUUGGUGGAAUAAACUUAUCCAAUUUCAAACAAAUUGCCAAACAAACAAAUUCAAAUAUAUAUAUACCCGAUUUGUUACCCAAUAUAUUCAAUUCAAAUGUGCUUGCUAGCAACUUUGAUAUGACAGUAUGGAUUACUGCCGAGCAUGCCAUGGACCUUAUUUUGACCAGAUCAAUCCUAGACAAGACAUUUUAUACAAGGAGUCAAUUAACCUCGAAGAGCAUUGAAAUAAGUCGGUCGAAACUUGACUUGAUUCUUUUGCACAACCAACAAGAUAUGAUUAAUUUGAUGUUGAAACAUGGUGUAUUUAUCCAAUUACCUAGUUUGGGGGAGGAAAAUCAAUCAAUUGUUAUUCAAGGGUUGCGUACAGAUGCUAUUAACGAAUGCAUCCAAGAUAUUGGCUCAAUUGCAACUCAAUACUAUACAGUCUCAGGGUUGUGUGCCAACAAAAAUGAAAUUUUGCAAUUGUGUCAAUACACCAAGACAUGCACAGUUGAGUUGAUCAACAACAGUUUUGAGAUCAAUGGCCAAUACAAAGAGAUUAAAUCCUUGAUUCAUCAAUUAUCAUUAAUUUCAUCAAAUUUGAAUGUACGCGUUGAAGUAAAUAACGAUCAAAAAGAUUUCGUUAGUGGUAAAAAGAAUGGCAAAUUGGUGAAAAUCCUCAACCAGGUCAACAAUAUACCAUCAAUAAAAUUUAAUCCAUACAAUGAACAUCGAUUUUAUAUUGAUAUUGAGUCUUCAUCAUCAAUAAUUGGUCAAGUUAUUGAUUUGAUUGAGUUGGAAUUGCCUCUGGAAUUGAAAUUCAAUAUUCCUGAAGUUUUCCAUAAAUCAAUAAUCGGUAAUGGUGGGUCAAUGAUUCAAUCAAUUAUGAAGAAGUACAACGUUUUUAUCAAGUUUUCAUCCAAUUUUGAUACAUCAACAAAUGUAUAUUCGUUAUUGCGUCAAUCAAAUGUAUUAAUCAAAUGCCCUCAAAAAAAUAUGGCAAAUAUUCCAUUGGUAAAACAAGAGAUUGAUGACUUGGUAUUGAAAUACUGUAUGAAUGAUGUUCAGCAACAGAAUGUUUCAAUUUAUUACAACUUAAAAUUUCAAAUUAUGAAGAGUCAGUAUUUGAUGUUGGUAAAUAAUAACAAGCUUCAUUUGAUUAAUCAAUAUGAACAUGAUUACAACUCAUUUAUUGAUUUUCCCAACUCAAUAGAUGCAUUCAAAAUAAAUAAUGUUGUUGAAUUUGAUAUCAAAGGGUCUGAAUCGAAAAUUAAGUCAUGUGCUAAACAGUUGCAAAACAUUCUUCCUUCUAGCUAUGAAUUUAAAUUUGCUGGUAAUUCAAUUAAAUUCAAUCAAUAUUUCAGAGCCACGAGAGUAUUUGAAGAUGAAAUUGUGAUUCCAUUCAAGAUUAUAUUCGGGCUCGAUUUGAUUGUUAAUGAAACACCAUUGAAUUCAGAAUUACCUUACUAUCAAAUUGUUUUAUCUUAUUAUUCCGAUACCAAGUUAGAUGAAGCUAUUGAAUCGUUGACUUUUUGGUUAAGGGAACGUGGAUUUCUCAUUUAUGAAAAGACUGAAAUGAAGUUUAAUUCAAUUUUAGAAUCAUCUUUAUCAUCUCCAAUCAAGCUUCAUCGCUUCUCAAAUCAAAUCCCAUUACAAUCAAUUACAAAUGUCAAUAUCAACAUGAUGACACCUUCUUCUUCACCAAUGAGGAAAUUGCAGCAACCAAAUAUGUCAUCUGCUACUGCAACUUCCCCAAUAAAGAGUUUUAUGGUAUCGCCUUCAAGACAACAGUUGAUGAUGUCGUCACCCAUUAGGAAUAAUAUGUAUCUGCCUGUAAUUGGACCUCAAUCGCCAACUAAACAAAAGAGACACUUACAAUUUCCAGUGAAAUAUAACCCUUUUGGGUUUGAGCAACUGCAGCAGCUGCAGCAACCACAGGUCAAAUUGCUGCCGGUUAAAUUCAAUUUAGAGCCAGUACUUCGCAAUGGAAACUAUGUAUACAAUGUAUAA
Lodderomyces orthopsilosis Co 90-125 is the source of this 2616-nucleotide messenger RNA. RefSeq lists its product as uncharacterized. Gene Ontology annotation, cellular component: cytoplasm; nucleus. The record is from RefSeq and is a predicted model, not a curated record. The coding region runs from base 1 to 2616 and encodes 871 amino acids. Gene Ontology annotation, biological process: nuclear division. Gene Ontology annotation, molecular function: mRNA binding. The transcript has a single exon. Lineage: Eukaryota; Fungi; Ascomycota; Pichiomycetes; Serinales; Debaryomycetaceae.